AUGGCAGAGACCGCACCCGCAGCACCCGCUCCGACUAAAGCCAAGGCCCCCAAGAAGAAGGCCGCAGCCAAGAAGAGCGAUGGCCCCAACCUGACAGCCCUCAUCAAGGCCGCCAUCGCGGAGUCCAAGGAGCGCAAAGGCGUUUCCGUGGCCGCCGUGAAGAAGGCGCUGGCGGCGAAGGGCGUCGAUGUGGUCAAGGCCAACAAGCGCAUCAACAACACCCUGAAGAGGAUGGUGCUCAACGGCGUAGUGAGCCAGACUAAAGGCACCGGGGCCUCCGGCUCCUUCAAACUGGCCGCAAAGGAAGCCAAGCCUAAGACCGUGAAGAAGGCCCCCGCCAAAGCCAAGAAGCCCGCUGCAAAGAAAGCGACCACCCCCAAGAAGAAGGUGGUGAAGAAGGUCAAGUCACCUGCAAAGAAAGCUGCCAAGAAGCCCACAGCAAAGAGCCCCAAGAAAGUGACCAAGAAGCCCGCAGCAAAGAGCCCCAAGAAGGUGGCUAAGAAACCCGCCAAGAAGGUGACUCCCAAGAAGCCCAAGGCCGUGAAGAAGAGCCCCAAGAAGGCAGCUCCCAAGAAGGCAGCUCCCAAGAAGGCCAAGAAGUAA
Knipowitschia caucasica is the source of this 603-nucleotide messenger RNA. NCBI's taxonomy places the organism in Eukaryota, Metazoa, Chordata, Actinopteri, Gobiiformes, Gobiidae. The record is from the annotation of a GenBank genome assembly.